Molecule: messenger RNA, 1373 nt
Organism: Cataglyphis hispanica
Lineage: Eukaryota; Metazoa; Arthropoda; Insecta; Hymenoptera; Formicidae
Exons: 8
Coding region: 100-1182 (360 amino acids)
Biological process (GO): sensory perception of smell; detection of chemical stimulus involved in sensory perception of smell
Cellular component (GO): plasma membrane
Molecular function (GO): odorant binding; olfactory receptor activity
Source: RefSeq, a predicted model, not a curated record
UAAAUGUAAUGGGAUAAAUAAUUGAGAGAGGGGUAAAGAGGAGGGAGCGCUAUAAGGACAUCCUCCGCGCAUGCAAAUGUAUUUCAGCUCUUCACGAGAAUGGAUGUAUACGACGAUCGAUUUUACGGGAUUACUCGACGUUUGAUGAUUUCUCUGGGUCUCUGGCCUUAUCAGAAUCCAAGAUACAGGAAGCUUCUCUCGGUAUUUGUAUCGAUUGUUUAUGUGCAAGGUCUGAUAUUUCAGUACACGACUUUUAUCACGCAUAAGUUCAGUGUGAAAUUGUUCAUUGAGAUGAUGUCUUUCAAUACUCUGUUAAUCCUCUUCAUCAUAAAGUAUAACACAGUAUACCUGAAUUCUGCAAACUUUAUAUUAUCGCGGGUAAAACUCUUGUUGGAACAAAUUAGUUAUGACUGUAUCGCCAUAACGGAUACCCAAGAGAUUGCAAUAAUACAAAAAUAUGCUUCUAGAGGGAGACAAUAUACUCUUUAUUCCGGAUUGCUCAUUUAUAUAGCCACAGCUCUUUUUAUUCUAACAUUAUUUAUACCCGAUAUUCUCAAUCUUGUGAUGCCCAUGGACAAACCCCGUCCCCGGCUUUUACCUACACCGGUCGAAUGCUUUAUCGAUGAGCAAAGAUACUUUUAUGCAAUAGUAUCUGACAUGACAAUAAUUGCAAUGGUAGGCAUGACUACGUUUAUAGCCACUGAAACGAUGUUCAUGAUAUUUAUACAACAUGCUUGUGGAUUGUUCGCGAUUGCAAGAUUUAUUGAAUUUAUGAAUUCCUGUUUCGCUGUAUCCUAUAUGGUUCUCGUAAUAGUUGGUGUGAUAUCGCUAAGUAUCAAUAUGUUACGAUUGUUCCAAGCACUUGAGAAUAAUAUAUUCGGUGAGAUAUUGGCAUCCGGUGUAUAUGUUUUAUGUCAUUUUUGCUACAUGUUUUGGGUGAAUUAUUUUGGACAGUAUCUAUCCGAUCAUAGUGAAAGUAUUUUUGAAGAAACAUAUAGCGCACAAUGGUAUAUGGCUCCUCUACGUAUUCGAAAAUUAAUACUUAUUAUAAUGCAAAGGUCAACGAAGAUUUUUACGUUUAAUGUAUUUAGCAGUAUAUUAAUAGCAUCGAUGGAAGAUUUUGCUUCGAUUGUUAGUCUAUCAGUGUCUUACUUUACGGUGUUGUACUCAUUCCGGAUGUGAUGCAGUCAAUGACGAAAGGAGAUACGAUAGCAAUGACAUCAGAAAUUUACACUAUUUAUUGUAAACUGAUUUCAAACCGAAUUUUUACAAGUUUGAACAAUGCUAUGUUAAAUUGUAUUUGACACACUUAAUCAAAACAUCUAAUUAUUUAGUUAGAAUAUAAAUUAUUAAUAGCUAGAAUAUAAAUAUAA